Molecule: messenger RNA, 2157 nt
Organism: Chelonus insularis
Lineage: Eukaryota; Metazoa; Arthropoda; Insecta; Hymenoptera; Braconidae
Gene: ninaB
Product: neither inactivation nor afterpotential B
Exons: 8
Coding region: 40-1965 (641 amino acids)
Biological process (GO): carotene catabolic process; retinal metabolic process
Molecular function (GO): carotenoid dioxygenase activity; beta-carotene 15,15'-dioxygenase activity
Source: RefSeq, a predicted model, not a curated record
UAGAUUUACUCGUAGUUUCCUAUACUUAUCUGCUAUUUUAUGAAGCUACCAUCUCUACUUAGUUACCUGUCGAAGACGACAGCGAUUAAAGUGUUAAUAAAGAUUGGAGCUAUGACACGAAGAAAAUUAAUUUAUUCGCAAUCAAUAGACAGCUUCAAACCAGUUCGUUCUAAUAUUAUUGAUAAAUAUCUCAAUGACAAAUUAAAUCGUCAGACAUCUUUAAAAUCUUUUCAAGAAGAAGAGACACCAGAUCAUGGUAGAGAUGUUGAUAAUUCUACGGAUAUUAAUUAUUGGCCCAAGUGUGAUUCAUCUAUUUGGAUGAGAUCUUGUGAAGAGGAAGUCAUUGUACCAAUAAAAGGUCAAAUUACUGGUGAAAUUCCUAAAUGGUUAAAAGGAACACUUCUGAGAAAUGGCCCAGGAAGUCUUAAAGUUGGAGAUUAUAAGUUUGAUCAUUUGUUUGAUAGUUCAGCUUUGCUACAUAAAUUUUAUAUAAAAAAUGGAGAAGUGACUUACCAGAGAAGAUUUGUACAAACAGAUGUCUAUAAAAAAAACCAUCGAGCAAAGAGAAUUGUUUUAACUGAGUUUGGAACCCGUGCUGCUCCGGAUCCAUGUCAAACUAUUUUUAAUAGAAUCGCUGCUAUCUUUAACCCUGCUGAUAAUGCCUCAGAUAAUUCCAUGAUAUCCGUUUAUCCUUUUGAUGAUGAAUUUUAUACUUUUACUGAAUAUCCUGUGAUCCACCGCAUCGAUCCUGAAACAUUAGAAACCAAGUCUAAAGUUAACAUCUCCAAGUAUGUUGGAAUAGUUAAUCAUACCUCACACCCUCAUGUUAUGGAAGAUGGUUCAGUUUUUAAUGUUGGCAUGAGCAUUACUUCUAAAGGACCUGCUUACAGUGUUGUACAGUUUCCUUGCAAGAAAGAUGAUCAGCGAUCAAUGUUUGAACAAGCAAAAAUAGUUGCUACUCUUCCUGUGAGAUGGAUGUUGAAUCCUUCAUAUAUGCACACUUUUGGGAUAACUGAUAACUUUUAUAUCAUUGUUGAACAACCAUUAGCUGUUUCAUUGGCUACUAUGGUUAAAAGUCAUUUGAACAAUGAUCCUUUAAACUCCUGUUUAAAAUGGCAUGAGAAUGAAAGUACUUUAAUCCAUGUGAUAUCAAGAAGUAAUGGUAAAUUAUUGAAAUCAUUUAUAGCUGAUACAUUUUUCUUUCUCCAUAUUAUCAAUCAAUUCGAGACUCUUGACAAAAAUUAUGUCGUUAUCGACAUUUGUUGCUAUAGAGAUGCAAAGAUGCUUAACUGUAUGUAUGUGGAUGAAAUGAAAAAUAUGCACAAAAAUCCAGAUUAUUCUAAAUUAUUUCGAGGUCGACCACUCAGAUUUAUUCUACCGAUUGGUGACAUAAAAGAUAAUAUUUCAGCUGAUGAGAAUUUAAUUCAAAUAAAUACAGUCCAUCAAAGAACUGAUAUUGAAAUAAUUAAUCAUGAUAAUUAUGAAAAAAAUAUCAAAAAUACUAUUUUAGAGCCGAAAGCUUCAGCUUACCGUUUAAAAUGUGGAAAGAUAUUUGUUCAACCGGAAUUGAUUUGUGAUUUAGGAUGUGAAACACCGAGGUUUAAUUAUGACAGGUGUCUUGGUAAAGAAUAUCGAUAUUUUUAUGCGAUAUCGAGUGAUGUAGAUCUUGAUAAUCCAGGAACACUUAUCAAAGUUGAUACAGCUACAAAAACAAAAACCACGUGGAAACAGGAUGGUUUGUAUCCAAGUGAACCGAUAUUCGUACCUCGACCUGGAGCAACAGAUGAAGAUGAUGGUGUAAUUUUAAGUGCAGCAAUUUUUGGUGAAAGUAAUGAAACUGAUAUAACAUUAUUGAUAAUUGACGCCAAAACGAUGAAAGAAAUUGGUCGAUCAAUAUUUUCAACACCUGGACCAGUUCCUAAAUGUUUACAUGGUUGGUUUACUCUUGAAAGAAGUAUAAGUUGAAUAUUAUUUAUAUAAAAUAAAUUAUUUUUAAUGUCUUUUUCAGUUUUUGAGUGUUUUUUUUUUCUUUUGAAUAUAGAUUUGUUUUUAUGUUUAUACAUUAUUUACAAGCAUAGAAUAAAAUUAUCUAUUAAUAUAUUACAAUUUUCAUUACUAAUUUUGUACCUCAGUAUUACUAAUUAGUCAUACACUUUU